UGUUUUUGUUCUGAAGGAGAAAGGCUUCAGGAUGUUGCUGCUCAAAAGCAGUAGAAGUGGCUUCCUGCUGGGGGAAAUGAUCAAAAAGCCAGACAAGCCCAUGGUUGAACACGGCAGAACUUGCACUCUAAUGCAUGCAUGCACGGGUUUAUGCACAUGUGGUGGAGCUGGACAUGCAGAUGACGCUCUCCAGACCAGACAGAGGUUGUUUAACCAUUGUCAGAGGUGACUGGAGAAACUGAGGAGUGGUCUGUUUUAACAUGUAUAAUGAAUAUUUUGAAGGUUCAAAUGUCAUGGACAAGUCAUAACCAUAAAACCAUGCAUCUGAACCUGACCAAUGGGAGCUGCCAAAUCCCUCUGGCAAAUGACAGAGUAGUUCUGACCUACAUCUACAGCCUUGCCUUCUCUGUUGGACUCCCAGCUAACCUGCUCUCCCUCUGGGGACUGUAUCAGCUGGGCCGGUCUGGCGGAGGCGGCUGCCAGCUGGUCUAUAUCCUAAACUUACUGCUUUCAGAUCUUCUCCAGCUACUCACCUUGCCACUGUGGAUCCUCUACCUGCAGGGAGACCACCACUGGCCUUACGGGUCUGUGACCUGCCAGCUAGUGGGCUAUGUUUUUUACGUCAACCUCUAUGCCAGUGUAAUUUUUCUUUGCCUCAUCGCACUGGACCGCUUUCUAGCAAUCGUGUACCCUCUCAGCAGCCGCGGUGUACGGAAAGUGUGGGUGGCAGCAUUUUCCGGUAUGGUAGUGUGGACUUUGAUAUUUCUUUUCUGCCUGACUGGUCUCUACCCAUCUGUGUUCGAGCCCCAGAGAGAGCGGUGUCUGGAGCAGUACCCUGUGAGCACCAGAUUUGCUUACUUUAAAAUCGCCACAGUUGCUUUAGGGUUUCUAAUGCCCUGCUCUAUACUAGGGUACACCUCUGGCCGAAUCGGCCUGACUCUGCGGAACUCCCCGUCUGUCAUGGAUCACGAAUGCCGCAAGAUCGUCGCAACCCUGGUUGUCAUCACGGUCAUCUUCAUUGUCAUUUUUGGUCCCUAUCAUCUGGUGGUCGGCUACAGAUUUGUUACCCUGCUUCUCACGGAAAGUGAAAAAGACCAGUGUUUGGUGGAAGUUUCUCUCUACCUUUACUAUAGGAUCUGCUAUGGGCUCACCAGUCUCAAUACUCUUCUAGACCCUCUUUUCUACAUCUUUCUUUGCAACGAUGCUCGCCAAGAGCUCCGCAAAUCCCUUUUCUGCCCUUGUCGGGGUCAUAGGGUGCACGAGGGAUCACGAGUACCAUCUUUUCCCAGAAGUUGUCUGAACCGCAGUGCAGAUGUUUAGCCGGCCUCGUACAGAUGCUAAUCAGAGUCUUUGUAAGACACGUGCUGAAAGUUUUUCACACAUGACGUGAAAAUGGCUUAUCAGGCUGAGAUUUAACAAGUUAGCUGUCGCCAAUGUGACAACCCCAGUGAUGUCAUUAAGACACGGCUGGUAUGAGGAGGUGGCACGUCAUCGUUGAAUCACACGUGUCAGCGCUACACCUUCAGCCUCUUCUGGCAAAUGUUUCCCAUACAGCCUGAGGAGUUUCCAAUGCAUUCUCUGUAUUGCUUAAAAUACUUUAUUAUUAAUAUGUCUGUGCUGAAGUCAGGUAUAAUUACACUGCCGUUCAAAAGUUUGGGGUUGUUUUUUUCAAGAAGUCUCUUAUGCUGACCAAGGUUGCAUUUAUUUGCUCAAAAAUAGUGUAAAACACAAAUAGUGUAAAAUGAUAUAACAAAUAAAUGUUGUCUGUUUUAAUACAUUUUAAAAUGUAAUUUAUUUUUGUGGUGGUGAAGCUGAAUUUGUCAUUACUCCAGUCUUCAGUGUCACGUGAUCCUUCAGAAAUCAUUCUAAUAUGCUGAUUUGGUGCUCAAGUAACACUUCUUAUUACUAGCAAUGGUGAAAACGGUUGUGCUGCUUAAUAUUUUUGUGGAAACGGUGAUACUUUGUUUUCAGGACUCUUUGAUGAAUAUAAAGUUUAAAAGAACAGCAUCUAGCAUCUAUUUGAAAUAGAAAUCUAUUGUAACCAUGUAAAAGUCUUUACUUUGGAAGCUUGUUUCCACCAUGGGAUAAAAAAACAGAUAAUAGCAACUUUUUAUCUCACAAUUCAUUUUUUUUUCUUUCUCACAGUUCUGAGUUAACAUCUCCCAGUUCAGACUUUUUUCUCAGAACGGCGAGAGAAAUUCUGAGGAAGAAAGUCUCAAUUGUGAGAUAUAAAUUUGCAAAAACAAAACUCAGAAUUGUGAGAUUAAAAAUUGCAAUUACCUUUUAAUUGUUUUAUUCCAUGGAUGAAACAAAACAGGGCUGCAAGAUAUAAACUCAGAAUUCUGAAGGAAACAAAAUCAGAAUUGCGAGAUAUAAACUCAGAAUUGUGAGAAGGUAAGGCUGUGUUUUAUCUUGCAUUUCUGACUAUUUUCAUUUAUGAAAUCUGAAAAAAAGAAGUCUGAAUUGUGACAUAAAAAGAUUUUUUUUAACUCAGUAGUAAAAACUGGCUUCCAAGCUGUUGAACGGUUUCAUAUAUCCUUGAUUAACAAAAGGUAUUAAAUACUUGCUUUCAAAAAAUUAAUAAAAAUAAAAUAAAUUGACCCCAAAUUUUUGAAUGGCAGUUUUGUGUCCAACAUCUGUAAAAUCUGCUAUACCCUGUUGUUUUAACAGAAACACAAGAUUGGUAUAAAACUGAAGAAAUAAGCAAAUAGAACUGGUUCCGGAUUAUAGAAAAAGCUGCUUUAGAAACCAAAGAUCCUGGAUCACAGCAAGUCAGAAACCAGAGCAAAGGUCAAGCUCUUCUUAAUUGUUUUAAGGAUUUCAAAAUCAGGUCUGACACCUACUGGAGGACAUAACUAAAGACAGGCCAAUGCAUACAUGUGCUGUCAGAUCAGAUUCUGCACUGCUAAAAUGAAAGAACCUACUGUACAUGCCUAGAAUGAGACUGCAUGUGCUUGCUUUUGGUGCCUUUACAUUAGAUGGCUGAAAUGUAUAUCAAUAUGUUCACCUUCGCAAGAAAAUGGCUGUUCAGAAUAGAAUAAUAAAGUACUGCAUUACAUACCACCUACUCUUUUUUUAAAAUAUAAUGUAAAACAUUUGUGAUUAUGCAACAAUAAACACUGAU
Molecule: messenger RNA, 3124 nt
Organism: Carassius auratus (goldfish)
Lineage: Eukaryota; Metazoa; Chordata; Actinopteri; Cypriniformes; Cyprinidae
Product: probable G-protein coupled receptor 132
Exons: 4
Coding region: 268-1320 (350 amino acids)
Biological process (GO): G protein-coupled receptor signaling pathway
Cellular component (GO): membrane
Molecular function (GO): G protein-coupled receptor activity
Source: RefSeq, a predicted model, not a curated record